UCGCAACAGCGUCUCCCGUCACUUCCUCGCGGCCGAGGAAACCGCGGCCGAUCUCGUGUGGUCAGGCGGCCAUCAUCUGGAGCAAAUCAAAUGAGUUGACGUAAAGUAAUGAGUUUAGUGCAAUUACGCGCAAUCGGCGCACGCGAACUUAUGCAACAUAGUUUUCGACAUCAAACGCUCGGUUUACAGCAUGAUGUUCAGCAAACUGGUUACAGUGUGCGAAAGUGAUCGGUCGUCUCAAAUGAUAAUGUAGUAUUCCGCAUUGUUAUUUGUGAGUGAAAAACAAAAUUGACAUUGGUGCUAUUUCAGUGUGAAUGCCGGUGGAUUGUUACGUCUGGCACGAUGCCAGCAUAUAGGAACAGCUGACUGUAAACAAACAAAUUAGCCGCGAACGACAAUAAUGAUGCAUGUACCAAAUAUUUCAGUUCGGCCGUACCGAAAAUUAUGUCUGGAGGAUAUAUGACAAAAAUAUUUCGGAGAUGGCCGAAAAAGGAGACUCCAGCGAUAGCGAAAGCCCCAUAAUAGACGACAACAUAAUACGAAUUCAAUUGAGAAAGCCUUGCCAAAGGAAAUGGGAGCUGCGGACGCGAAAUCACUCCCCAGGGAUAAAAUUCCCGACAAUACAACUUUUUGAUUGCGAUGGAAACCUUCUCGUUGAAACAAAUGACGACAACAUAUCUAUAAAAAGUUCUGAUUUCGAUGAGCGUGGCUUAAAAACGAGCCAGUCGCUGCGGGAUUUUAAACAUUUUAUCGGCAAAAAUGCGGUUAAAAAACGCAAUUCUAUUUCAGGUGCCAAAGUUUACACUCGUGUUUACAGAAGUGUGUCGUUAAAAGAUGAUUCCGCAGACGUUGGUGCUAAAAGUUACGUCAUACGAGACGGUACCAGUGUGGUAAACAUUCCAAGCAAACUCACAUUAAACAACAACUUAACUAAUUUGCAAGCAAACAGUCUUGAGACAACCCCCUUUGAGUCUGAAUGUUUUAGUGAUAUAAGCAGUUAUAAAAGUUCUGACAAUGAAAAUCACGAGAAGGUGAAGCGUCCAUAUGAAACAAAUAACCGUGCGGUAUGCCAAAACGGUGCGAUCUCAAAUCUAAGUUCGGAUCAUUCAUCUAUAUCUUCGCUGAGCGCGGCGAAUCAAUCAGCAAAUGUUGUGUCAUCGGAUAAAGAAAAUGAAGUGCGCGAUGUCGGUUUACAUAAAUCUCAAUCAUUCAACGGCAAUACGUUUAGAGAUGGGAGUGAUACCGUGGUUACAUUAUCCCGUUCGAAGUCCGGAGUGACGUACAAACCCCCGCACAACAAGGUAUCUUUCCUCAACACUUACUUAAAAAGCUUACCCGCUAGAAUGAACUCUAAUCCGGAUUGGUUUACUUUGCACCGGCGAACAAUUGAGGAUCGGGAGAGCUCCCGAACUGCGAGACGGCAGGAAUUGCCUAAUAUCUCUUUCGCAAAAAUCCGUCGCUGUAAAACUGGCGAUAACACCUCGGACAAUGAAUUCAUUAAUAUUCCAACGGACUUUGCCGCAGACUGUGAAAUGAAAAAGCGCUUGAAAAUGUAUAGACGUGGCCUAUCGGAGAUCGAGCAGCGGCAACGAAAUUCGAGUUUAUUUACGAAAAAACGGAGACAUUCAGUGAGUGGCCUGAUGAGGGCAUGCCUCACUUCGUCCUCGGAAAGUGUGGACGAAGCCGACGUAGUACUUAACCGUCUGAAGAGGAGGAUACUCAAGAACAAGCUAAGAGAGAAAAGACGGAGCCUCGGCGAGAAAUUUCAAUUCAAUCAACGGGUCCAGGCAAACCAGGAGCGGUGUGCGGCCAGCCAGCGCGAUGCGGGCGGCGGGGCCCGUCUGAGGUCCCGCCGAGCGAUGGGCUCCAACAUCAGCCAGCACUCCGCCAAGGGUCUGAAAGGGCGCCGCGCCCGCUCCAGUGGCGACCUGUGCAAUGGCGACUCGAAGAGCCAGACGGAGUCGUCCGUAUGCGGCUCCGUCGUCGGCGACGUCAUGGGAUGGAACCGCUCAUUGCCGAACCAUUUAGACGGCAAUCGGCAUUUGGCGGAUUAUAGCAGAGUGAACAAUAACUAUGGAGACUUUGGAACGUAUAACCGAUGCCAUCCGAAAGGCGGAAGGGGACUGCGGUACCGAGUGUCUAAGUCUGGUGAGUCUUAG
Molecule: messenger RNA, 2159 nt
Organism: Ostrinia furnacalis (Asian corn borer)
Lineage: Eukaryota; Metazoa; Arthropoda; Insecta; Lepidoptera; Crambidae
Exons: 2
Coding region: 408-2159 (583 amino acids)
Source: RefSeq, a predicted model, not a curated record